Messenger RNA from Microsporum canis CBS 113480, 1038 nucleotides. RefSeq lists its product as hypothetical. The record is from RefSeq and is a predicted model, not a curated record. Gene Ontology annotation, cellular component: nucleus; cytoplasm. Gene Ontology annotation, biological process: protein phosphorylation; mitotic DNA damage checkpoint signaling. NCBI's taxonomy places the organism in Eukaryota, Fungi, Ascomycota, Eurotiomycetes, Onygenales, Arthrodermataceae. The transcript is spliced from 6 exons. Gene Ontology annotation, molecular function: protein serine/threonine kinase activity; ATP binding. The coding region runs from base 1 to 1038 and encodes 345 amino acids.
AUGCCUCAAUACUCUAUCGGACCUGCGGACGAUUCACGUCCUUUCUGGACCCAGGAAUAUAGCGAUGACGCGUGUGAGAGUAUUCGGGAGUAUUCGGAAACCAAGGAAUAUUUCGCACUAAAGAUCUUGAAGCUAAGUUGUAACAUUACCUAUAAUGUCGAACAAAAAAUCCUUAAAAAGACUGGAAGACUUGAGCGUUCGUUCUUAUAUCUCCAUAUGCCCACUAAAAGAGUGCAUCUUUGCCUCGUGACAAAGCCGGCUGGAUGCACCCUUAGAGCCAGAACCCUGGCCGGUCUUACCACCCCUGGGGUUUUUGGCCGUCCGUGGGACAUCAUUUCAAUCAGAGUCUUUAUCGAGACGCUCUUAUCGAAGGUCUUUGAAUUCCAUGAUAAGGGAAUAUAUCAUGGAGAUCUUAGCCCGUCUAAUAUUACCCUUGGCCUGGAUACAAAUGCAUUCGCCCCCGAAGCUAUUAAGGAGUCUUUCGAGGAGGAUAUACGAGGUUGGGUAUACCUGGCACGUCUACCACCCUCGGAAACACAUCCUGUUCGGCCACCAUGUCUACCAGAAUAUAUCAUACAGCACUACUUCCCGCUUGCAUCGAAUGGGUGGGAUUUCUCUUUGAUAGAGAUAAUUGACUUUGGAUUAGGGGGGUACGAGACAAAAAAGAAGAAGCUAGGUGGCACACGAGGCUACCGGCCACCUGAAUGGAGAGACCCAGGUGCUCUCGGGAGUAUUAAAUGCGACCUCUGGAGCUUGGGAUGCGUUCUUUAUUUUGGAUUGGUGCAUGAUGACCUGUUUGAAACGGAGCAUGACCAGAACGUCUAUGUGGCCGCAACCGAAACAGACCAAUUAUCGAUCAUUGACCGACGUUUAGAACAAGAGCAUCAGGUUUUCAGGGAGCAUACCGAGUAUAGGAAAACAACGAGCAGACUGAUUCAUUCGCUCAUGAAAGUAGAUCCGACAAAACGUGACGCAGCAAAGGCCAGGGAGUUUCUCAACGAGUUGGCAAUGUAUGCCGACACGGUUCUACAAAACUAG